This is a messenger RNA of Zalophus californianus (California sea lion), 727 nucleotides long. Its product is annotated as N-alpha-acetyltransferase 20-like. The transcript has a single exon. Gene Ontology annotation, biological process: N-terminal peptidyl-methionine acetylation. The record is from RefSeq and is a predicted model, not a curated record. Lineage: Eukaryota; Metazoa; Chordata; Mammalia; Carnivora; Otariidae. Gene Ontology annotation, molecular function: protein-N-terminal amino-acid acetyltransferase activity. The coding region runs from base 21 to 557 and encodes 178 amino acids. Gene Ontology annotation, cellular component: NatB complex.
GCUUCUGCGGCGGCGGUGCGAUGACCACGCUCCGGGCCUUCACGUGCGAUGACCUGUUCCGCUUCAACAACAUUAACUUGGAUCCACUUACAGAAACUUAUGGGAUUCCUUUUUACCUACAGUACCUUGCCCACUGGCCAGAGUACUUCAUUGUUGUGGAGGCACCUGGUGGAGAGUUAAUGGGUUAUAUCAUGGGUAAAGCGGAAGGCUCAGUAGCUAGGGAAGAACGGCACGGGCACAUCACAGCUCUCUCUGUUGCUCCGGAAUUUCGACGCCUUGGUUUGGCUGCUAAACUUAUGGAGUUAUUAGAGGAGAUUUCAGAAAGAAAGGGUGGAUUUUUUGUCGAUCUCUUUGUAAGAGUAUCUAACCAAGAUGCAGUCAACAUGUAUAAGCAGUUGGGCUACAGUGUGUACAGGACGGUCAUAGAGUACUACUCGGCCAGCAACGGGGAGCCCGAUGAGGAUGCCUAUGAUAUGAGGAAAGCACUUUCCAGAGACACUGAGAAGAAAUCCAUCAUACCAUUACCUCAUCCUGUGAGGCCUGAAGACAUUGAAUAACCAUGGGCAGUGGUUCUUAGGCUGAUGCUCCAGAUAUUUUAUGGACAAUAUUAUUUUCAUUGGAUGAUCUUGGAGCUCUAUUAGGAGAAAAGUAAUCAUUUAGGUCUCACAGACUUCAAGAAAAUACAGGUUAUAAACUUGAGUCUCAUUGUUUCCAGUUAGCAAUACCA